CAAACAAUAAUAAUAAAAACAACACACCCACGUGGACACACCUUCUCACCCGUCUUAGCCGUCGGCCACCAAACCGAUCUGGAUCAUGUCGGUGGUGUUGGAGACGACGUUGGGCGCCAUUACCGUGGAUCUGUACUUGGAGGCCCGCCCCAAGGUGUGUCUCAACUUCUUAAAGCUGUGUCGGAGUAAGUUUUACAACUAUUGCCUCUUCCACAACAUCCAAGCGGGUUUCCUGGCCCAAACGGGCGAUCCGCAAGGCACGGGCCGAGGCGGACAAUCCGUCUUCAUGGACCUGUACGGACCGCAGGCCCGCUUCUUCCAGGGCGAGUUUCUGCCCAAGAUCCGCCAUGCCACCAAGGGCCUGCUGUCCAUGGUGGGCGUGGGCGAGGGCAUGCUCGGAUCCCAGUUCUUCCUCACGCUCGACGACCAAGACGGCCUCCACGACAACCUGGACCCGGAUCACUGCGUGUUCGGACAAGUGGUCGAGGGGUUUGAGGUGCUGGACCGACUCAACGCCGUCAUCACUGACCCCGAUCAUCGGCCCUAUCAAGACGUGCGACUCACGCACACCGUGGUCUUGGCCGACCCCUUCGAGGAUCCACCCGGGUUGGUCGUCCCGGCCGUCAGCCCCGAACCCGGUCCCGAGGUGUGGGGUUCGGAUCGCUUGGCGGCCGAUGAGGAUUUAAGCGACGAGGAGGAGUUGAGCCCACGGGCAAGGGCGGAAAAGACGGCCCAACGCGAGGCCCAGGCCCAGGCCACCAUCUUGGAGAUGAUUGGCGAUUUGCCCGAGGCCGACUGCGCUCCACCCGAGAAUGUCCUAUUUGUGUGCAAGCUCAAUCCCGUGACCACGGAUGAGGAUUUAGAGACCUUGUUCUCGCGAUUCGGACGCGUGGUCAGUUGUGAAGUGAUUCGGGAUCGCAAAACACAGGACUCACUCCAGUACGCCUUUGUCGAGUUUGAGAACCCGCAGGCGUGUGAGCAGGCCUAUUUUAAGAUGGACAAUGUCUUGAUUGACGAUCGACGGAUUCAUGUGGACUUUUCCCAGAGUGUGUCCAAAUAUCAGUGGAAAGGCAAGGGGCGCCUCACCAUUCGCGGCCAAGAGCGACCGCCCCCACCCGCUGCCCGGCGUGAACCCAGACCUCGCCGUUCCCCCUCGCCCCGAUCUCGAUCCCGGAAGUCAUCGGCUCGGCCCCGAUCCCGGUCCCGAGACCAACGGCGACCGCGAUCGAGCUCCCGAUCGCGUGACAAGAAGAAGCGAUCGCGCUCACGAUCGCGUGACAAGAAGAAACGAGCCCGUUCUAGAUCGCGCGAACGCGAGCGCUCGAAUCGUCACCGGCGACCCAAAUCGCGAUCACGAUCCCGAGAUCGCCGCCGAUCCCAAGACAAGCGACGACGUUAAAGCCCAGCCCAUUGGACCCUUAUUUCUGCACAGCCAAUACAUUCAUUACCCCCACCCGCCA
Molecule: messenger RNA, 1460 nt
Organism: Tigriopus californicus
Lineage: Eukaryota; Metazoa; Arthropoda; Copepoda; Harpacticoida; Harpacticidae
Product: peptidyl-prolyl cis-trans isomerase sig-7-like
Exons: 1
Coding region: 86-1399 (437 amino acids)
Biological process (GO): protein peptidyl-prolyl isomerization
Cellular component (GO): nucleus
Molecular function (GO): RNA binding; peptidyl-prolyl cis-trans isomerase activity
Source: RefSeq, a predicted model, not a curated record